AUGGUCGACCCCAAUGGAGUUGUUGGAAAAAAUGUUUCUCUACCUUCACGACUGCAGCCACCGGAAAUCGGUGAGGACUGGACAUCGGAAGAUGCCGCCGAUCAACCGACCAUCAUCAAUACCCAAAUGGCCACAUACGACAUUUUUAUCGAUGAUCUUCGAAAUAAGAUCAUACGUGCGCAAGCGAAAAACGAAGAAUUGGAAAAACUCUGUGAACUUGCAAAAGGUUAUUUGGGAGAUUUUGCUGGUGAAGUGGAGAGUGCAAUUGUUGAACUGAACAAUAACAUUGCAUCGGAGGUGAAGAGAAUCAAUGAUAACAAAAAAAAGUGCGAAGAAAUUGAAAACUCGAGCGAAGAACUGAGGUCGAAACACUUGCUGGCGGUAAAACUGUCGGAGGAAAAAUAUGAGAAGACUCGAACUCGAUUUUAUGCCGAAAUCAAAGCUCUAAAUGCCAGAGUGAACGCCAUAGAAGAUUUCAAGUCAAAGGCAGACAAUUUAAAGGCAAGGUACGAUCGCCAAAACGAAUCGAUCUUACGAAAAGAAGAAGAGAUGCAACAAAAGCUGAAACAAAUUCAACUCAAGUCGAUAGAACACCAGGAGAACUUGAGGAAAGAAGCAUACAAAGGAAUACUCGAUGUGUCUCAAAACUUCCAACUCGAGUUGAAAAACACUGCACCUCAAACUACACAGCGGCUUAUGCGUGAAAACGUCAUUCUUGACAAUCAGCUGGAUCAAUUUUUCGAUGAUUUUAGUAGAAUGAAACAAGACAGCUCAGAGCAAGGGACUCAAAUGGACAGUUGGGUGGGAAAAAUUAAAGAAGCACAGAAGAAUAAACAGAAUUAUAUUCAGUCGAUAAAAAUACAAAAUGUAGCUUUGAAAAAAUUAAAAAGGACAGUGAUCAGGAUGGAAACGUUAGAGCCCUUCCAACAGCCCGAAGGCUUUGAACAAAAGAGCUUGAAACUAUUGGAAACCAUGAAUCUGGAAUUUUCGAGGAAAGAUUACUAUAGACGUGUACUAGAAGUAAUUGCUCAUCGAGAGAGUAUUAAAUGCACAUUGACAAACGAGUUGAAAACGAAAACCUCAUCUGCACUGACGAAAUGCUGUGAUGUUCUGAAUUUGCUGAAACGCGUCGUGAGUUCUGCUUUAAACAUUCGAACAAGUAUUUCUCUGAACUUUAAAAAUUGGGACUUACGAACUUUGGCCUACUAUUUAUUAGAUGUGAUCGAUGAUUAUGACUCUCAAAAGUCAACUUUCAGCUUAGACUUGCUGGAAUCAGAUUCAACAAGUAUACAGAGUAUGCACGCUGAAAGCGACGAGGAAAAUAAGUAUGUUGAAAUAAAAGACUUAGAUCAGGAAGCAGACAAUUUUGACGCUAUGGCUCACAGAACAUCAAUAAUUGUAAAAGAUCAACAUGACAGUUCAGCUAGUUCAAAUACUAGUACAGAUGAGUCAGUAGGUAGUAACAAGGAAAUCAUUAAGAAAAAGUCAAUUACCUUCAGUGAAACAGGAAUAAUAAUGGAAGAUGAAGAAUCCGAAGAAACUUAUUUUAAUUAUGGGUUCCAUGAUGUGUACGAAGAUUUUUUGAAUCAUGAAAGAGAAUAA
Messenger RNA from Copidosoma floridanum, 1602 nucleotides. RefSeq lists its product as uncharacterized. Lineage: Eukaryota; Metazoa; Arthropoda; Insecta; Hymenoptera; Encyrtidae. The record is from RefSeq and is a predicted model, not a curated record. Gene Ontology annotation, cellular component: ciliary basal body; cilium. Gene Ontology annotation, molecular function: microtubule binding.